Messenger RNA from Olea europaea var. sylvestris, 357 nucleotides. RefSeq lists its product as uncharacterized. The transcript is spliced from 2 exons. NCBI's taxonomy places the organism in Eukaryota, Viridiplantae, Streptophyta, Magnoliopsida, Lamiales, Oleaceae. Bases 1 to 357 code for a protein of 118 amino acids. The record is from RefSeq and is a predicted model, not a curated record.
AUGCCCAGCUAUGAAAAAUUUCUAAAAGACAUAUUAUCAAAUAAACGCAAGCUAGAGGAUCAUGAAACAGUAAUGCUAAUGGAAGAGAAACUAGGAUUGGGAGAGCCUAAAGCAACUACAGUAACUCUACAGUUGGCUGAUCGAUCACUUACACAUCCACGAGGGAUUAUCGAAGAUGCAUUGGUCAAAGUGGAUAAACUUAUAUUCACAGCAGACUUCUUAAUCCUGGACAUGGAAGAAGACAAAGACGUGCCUAUCAUAUUGGGACGACCAUUUUUGGCUACUGCAAGAGCGCUCAUAGACGUACAACAAGGACAAUUGACAUUGAGGCUGGGGGAGGAGAAAGGGCUACUGUAA